Daucus carota subsp. sativus is the source of this 3601-nucleotide messenger RNA. Its product is annotated as transcription factor MYB3R-1. The coding region runs from base 399 to 3419 and encodes 1006 amino acids. The transcript is spliced from 12 exons. Gene Ontology annotation, biological process: regulation of DNA-templated transcription. The record is from RefSeq and is a predicted model, not a curated record. Gene Ontology annotation, cellular component: nucleus. Lineage: Eukaryota; Viridiplantae; Streptophyta; Magnoliopsida; Apiales; Apiaceae. Gene Ontology annotation, molecular function: RNA polymerase II cis-regulatory region sequence-specific DNA binding; DNA-binding transcription factor activity, RNA polymerase II-specific.
AUUUCAAAAUUAUUUCUACCGUUCACUCUCUCUCAAGUCUCAACCCACAAUCUCUCUCUAAAAUCCACAAAAUAUCUCUCUCUCUAAAAUCCACAAAUUCUCUCUCUCUCUCUCUCUCUAAAAUCCACAAAAUCUCUCUCUCUCUCUCUCUCUCUCUCUCUCUCUCUCAAGUUCCGAUCCUUAACGCUGUACUUCGAUCUGCAAUGCGUGUUGACUCGCCCGAGUCGCCGAACUCAGACCCUCCCUUCCAAUUUCAUUUCGUUAAGCUGAUUUUUUCGAGUGAGGAGCUGGAUACUUAAUUAUUAUAUAGAUUAUAAUGAUUUGCGGAAGACGUUUUGAAGAUAAUUAUUGGAGAGUACAAUUUGGGUUUUGCAAGUUUGCAUUUCGAUUGGUCACUGAUGAAGAGUGAAAAGAUAGAAAGCUCUUCGCAGGGAGUCAGUGAUGGUCCUCAGAGAGCUAGACCUUCACAUGGGAGGACUAGUGGUCCUACCAGGCGGUCUACAAAGGGACAGUGGACUCCUGAAGAGGAUGAGAUUUUGCGGCAGGCUGUUCAACGUUUUAACGGAAAAAAUUGGAAAAAAAUAGCGGAAUGUUUCAAGGAGAGGACAGAUGUCCAGUGCUUACACAGGUGGCAGAAAGUUUUAAAUCCAGAGCUUGUUAAAGGCCCAUGGUCUAAAGAGGAGGAUGAUAUAAUAAUUCAAUUGGUGGAACAAAUUGGGCCAAAAAAAUGGUCUACCAUCGCUCAGCAUCUACCUGGACGUAUUGGUAAGCAAUGUCGGGAAAGGUGGCACAAUCAUCUAAAUCCUUCCAUUAACAAGGACGCAUGGACCCUAGAAGAAGAGAUGGCUUUGAUCCGUGCACAUCAAGUUUAUGGGAACAAGUGGGCAGAGUUGACAAAGUACUUGCCUGGAAGGACAGACAAUUCUAUAAAAAACCAUUGGAACAGUUCUGUUAAAAAGAAAUUAGACUCAUACCUAGCAUCAGGCUUACUUACACAGUUGCAAAGUGUUCCUCAAUCAUUGUCUUCUUCAUCACGGGUUCAGCAGUACAGUGGUGAUGACAGUAUACCAAGAGAUGGGAGAGAGGCUGAAGAAACUUCAGAAUGUAGUCAGGCAUCCACUGCCCUGGUUUGCUCUCAGUCUACAAAUGACAUGGUCAAUGCAACCGGAAGGGAGGACCCUUUAUUAAUAGAACAAUCUUGCCAUUGUGAGGAGACAGAGAUGCCUUGCGAAUUUGCUAGUUCAGGAAAUCUGCUUGUACAUAAUUAUCCAGAUGACUGGAUAACUUCUCCAGGAAAAGAUUGGCAGCUUGAUUCAAAUGGAUUGCCAAACAAAUCUCCGCAUUGCAAGCAAGAAUCAACAAGUUUACUGCACUGCGUAGCUGAAGAUGAAAACCAUGAGCAGGUACCUCCGUCAAUGCAGAGUUCACUGGCUAUAUGUUCUUCUGCUCCCACGGGAAACAUCAUAAAUGAAUGUGAUCAACCAAAACACAUGUUAGUAUCCGAAGAUUCCCAUCCAGAAGUGAGGAAUGAAGGUUCAUUUGCUCCUGGAUAUUCUGCCAAAUGUUCAAUGAUAACUAGUGCAGAUGGUUUCACUGAUUCCUUACUUUACCACUCAUCUGAUUAUCAGAUUCCUGAGAGUGCCCAUUUACCUUCAAACUCAUAUUGUUCAUUUACUGAAAUGAUGGUAAAUGAGUGCUGUCAGCCUUUCUCUGUUCCUACACAAUUCCCAGAUGAUGGUGGAAAUAUAUGCGGAAGUAAUCCUGAUCAAUUUAGUGGCCAUUCACUUCAAAAUCAAGAAGAGGAGCUGCUUAGAGCACCACAUGAUGGCUUUACCUACCCCAGUGGUACCAUUGAUUCUCAUUUUAAUGAAAGGAUAGAUAGUGCAGGACAGCAGGAUCAACCUGAUACACAAGGAGAUUGUUCAAACUCAACCCCAGAAGAAAUUUUUGCUCCAACAGAAUUUAAUAAUACUAUGAUCUGCCCUUCAUUGAAUGAAAAUCCAGCUGAACCAAGUGAGCAAGAUGAUGCUGGGGGUUUAUUUUAUGAACCGCCUCGUUUUCCAAGCCUUGAUAUUCCUUUCCUCAGCUGUGAUCUGAUUCAGAAUGGUGCUGACUUGCAGCAAGAGUACAGCCCCCUAGGUAUACGCCGGCUAAUGACGUCUUCUAUGAAUUCUUUUACCCCAUUAAAGAUGUGGGACUCACCAACUCGGGAUAACAGUCCAGAUGCUGUGCUAAAAAGUGCUGCCAAGAGUUUUACAUGUACACCAUCCAUAUUAAAGAAGCGACAUCGUGACUUGGUAUCACCUUUAUCUGAGAAGAGGUGUGAAAAGAAGCUCGAUAGUAACUUCUCCAACCUGGCUAAAGAUUUUUCUCGAUUGGACGUUCUAUCUGAUAAAAAUGGUACACAUGAAGCAAUCCCAGCAUCUCCAUCAACAAAUAUGACAACAUGCUCUAAUGCCUCUGACGAAAAUAAAGAGAAUGUAACUGAUGAUUCUGAAAUAAAGGAAAAGGAGGAAAAAGAAUGCACUGUGCAUUUAGAGAACAGACUUUCAAGUGAAGAGACUGGUACCAGUCCAGGUGACAAAAUUCAAGAAGAGAUUGUCAGUUAUGAUGCCAAAACUAAACAAACUGCAGCUUGUGGACAGACAGUGCAAGAGCCUUCUGGGGUUCUUGACGAGAAGAUGUAUGAUAUGCUGUCCUUUUCGCCUGAUCAAUUUGGAAACAAAUCGAACAGACUCCAGAGUUCAGGUGCUAGAACUCUUGGAAGUCAGUAUACCAGAAGGUUAGAAGCUGCCUCAAGUCAAGUUGCUGUUUCAGAAUCAUCUGGGAGUCCUUUACUAUCAAUUUUAAGCCCGAGUUCUGCUGUCAGAAAAAAAGGUGAUAGUCAUCCUGUUGCAACUUCAUCCAUACAGCCUGAUUCAUCAACUCCUUCAGAGAUUAUAUUUGCAAAUGCUCGGAAAUUUGACAGUUCUGAAAACUUUAGCAUAAUGGGUGAAACACCUUUCAAGAGAAGCAUCGAGUCCCCUUCAGCAUGGAAAUCUCCUUGGUUCAUGAACUCUUUUGUUCCGGGCCCAAGAAUUGAUACCGACAUAACAAUUGAGGACAUUGGAUUUUUUAUGAGUCCAGGGGAAAGGAGCUACGAUGCUAUCGGAUUAAUGAAACAAUUAAGCGAGCACACUGCAGCUACUUUUGCUGAUGCACAAGAGGUCUUAGGAGAGGAAACCCCUGAUUCAAUAUUAAAGAAAAGAUGCUCCAACAAAGAAAAAAUAGAUUCUACCUUAAAUAAUGUGACAGAGCGGCGGACAUUGGAUUUCAGUGAAUGUGAUACAACGCCUCGUAAAGGAGCAGAAAGUGGAAGAUUUUCGGCAGGACUGAGUUUCUCAAGUCCCUCUUCCUACCUGUUGAAAGGUUGCAGGUAGCUGAUUUUUUGGCUCUGAUGGCUCUGUGUUACUUUUAAGAUCUUAUAAAUCUGUAUAUGUACAACUUACAUCCUUCUGGCGAUUCAGCUUUUUUUUUUUCAUUGUCCAAUUAUUGUUAUGUAUGGAUUCAAAAUUCUGCUUUAGUAUUUAAUUUUGAUGAAUGAAAAUUGUUCUCUUAUGUA